Molecule: messenger RNA, 6948 nt
Organism: Chara braunii
Lineage: Eukaryota; Viridiplantae; Streptophyta; Charophyceae; Charales; Characeae
Source: the annotation of a GenBank genome assembly
GUUGUUGUGCAGGGUCCCACAAAACAAAGCGAGUAGUACGUCGCCAUCUCCGUCAUCCCAGGCAAGUUGCCGCUCGAGUCAUCCCUCUGUGUACAGUUUAUUUGCUGAACGAAGUGCGGGAGAUCGAAUCUGGUCGAAAAGAUGUAUUGUACGAUCCGUGCAAUCGCGAUGCAUCGCCGCGCAUCGUCGACCAUCCUCGCUUAUCGUCGGGCAUCGGCGCGCAUCGUCGGGCAUCGGCACGCAUCGUCGGGCAUCGGCGCGCAUGUCUCUGCUAUAGUGGGGGCGCUUCGCGCAUCGCCGAGGUCGGGAGGUGGACUGCCUGGAGCCAGGUUACGAAAGAGGUUGGGAGUGCGUGGAAGUAUCCGGGCAAGAUUUUACUGUUCAAGGAUGUUGGAUACUUCCCCUUCUUGCUCUCCCAAUCUCUUUCAGGAUGGCUUUUCAGCUGGGUUAUCGUCCGAGGAGGGACGAUCUCACAAGCGAGCGGGGUUCUUGGAUAGACAUCUGCGAGAAAUUCGCCGUGCGCGGAAAUCGCCAAAUUGCGCAUUUCAGUAUGGGAAUUUCACCAUCGAGAUGUCAGAUAUUCCCCCAUCACUUGCUCUCAAUCUUUUUCAGGAUGGUUUUACAAUCAGCUUGCCCACCGAGAAAGGUGCUCCUGUUCCCCGGGCAAGCGAGCUGUCCACUGCUACAGUCCUUCCUUUCGAUCGCUCCACGGCCAGCUUUUUGCGGGAGAUUGAUGGAGGAUGGAUACCAAGAGAGAUAUCAGAUGCUCUGCCCUUGAAUUACAUCGAUGGCUGUAUAGUGCUUGAGUUGAGGGAUUAUCGAGAGUCGAUGGGGUCUGCAUUCUUAAAGGAAGCCAUGCAGGCAAAUGUUAAUAGUAGGUCAACUAAGCUUGCAAGGCUUAUUGAAAUCCGGCCAAAGGUGCAUAAGUUGCUACUUCGGCCAACGACGGAAUCAGUAACAAGGGAAAUCGCGGCGCUCGCAGAUGAUUCCUGGACAUAUGAUGACUUCUUGGAAAUAGAAGCAAGAGUUCUGAAGGCAGUGCAGCCGCCAGUCUGUUUAGAUCCGUCUCCUCUUGUUGCGGAGACAGCGGCAAUCAUUAACUACAAUAAGGACAAAUUCAAUGUCCAGCGCAGGAGGCCACAAUGGUAUAAGUUUGGUCAAGUGAAUCCCCCUCAACCGCAGGCAGGUGGAGGUACUGAAGUCCGUCCCAAAGGCGGUGGUCCCACGGUGCCCGCUAAGAAGCAACGACAUGGAAAGGACUCGGCUUCAGCACUACCUGCAGCAACUUCUCCCACUCCUGUUAAUGCAUCGCCGUCCUUGCCGCCAGAUACCACGGAAGGGGAUGCUGCUGUUGCUAUGGGAGGCAAAGCGACUCGCGUCAACAAUUUUGGAAUUACUCCCCUCCCGAAUGGCCAUCUGUCAUCAGCAAAUGGGAAUGCGAAUGGCGUUUUGCUCUCAGGGGUGGCUCCAAAGGGUGGGAAGGGGAGGACAAAACCAAAAGUGGAAUUGACUGCUCCGCAAUCAGAGGCACAGCCUAUGACGAGCGACUCUGCGGUGCAGGUGGAUUCGUCACAAUUGCUUGGCCCAGCGGUAUCACCUGUGUCUGCACCUCUGCAGGUCCCAGAAGCUUCUGCUAAUGGGAUAAAUGCUGCCAUGCCAGGUCCGGUGAUUGAGCCCACUGCAGCGCUGGGUGCAAGAGUAGAUGUCAAGCCCGUAGCACACAUGGAGUCUGGUAAACGACCAAGGGAGGCGGAGGCAGCGUUGCGUGCAGAAGCAAAGAGGCAAAAACAGGAGCAGGCGAGGUUGCUGAAGCUUCAGAGAGAUUUACAGAGGGCUCAAGUGAAACAGGAGAAGGAGAACCAGAAGCGGCAGCAACAACAACAGAAACAAUUUCUGCGUGCACAGAAGCAGCAGGCACAAAAUGCUGCGCGCACUGCAUCUCCUUUUCCUCCACCACCUCCUCUUCCCCCUCCAUGUUCAGGUCAACAGGCACAGCCAGAGAUGCAGUCCACUGCAUCGCAAACAGAUGGCAUUUCAAGAGUCGAGAGGACUGGAGCUGUGGAAAUGACUUCUAUGGCCGUUAUGACCGAACUUGACGCCAAGGCGGAGGUGCCAGUCGACGCUACCAAGCAGCAUGCUACUGAACUGCAAGACGCAGAUCAGACUCUGAUUGCGUGUGUUCCUAGUCAACAUCCUGGCAUUUGGGAGUGGCAAGUUCCUCGUCAGGCCAAUCCCCCAGUCCAGCAACAGGCAGGAUAUGGCGGGGACUGCCCACAGCUCUGGCCUCAGCCUGAGUCAGAGGGCAGAAGCGGGGCAGUGCCACCACAAUCUUCUGCUCAGCAGUCAGGAGGACAUCGCAAAGGCUCGGUUUUGGAUGCGCCUCUGCCAACAGAAAUGGAUGAAACUUUGCUGGAAAAUCGACCUCUCUCGGAGAAACCUGAGGUUGACGACCUUCUCUUCGCUCUCAACAUGCAAGCGGACGCAAAGUCCCUUCUGCAAGAUGUUGCCCCUGCACAGGUCUGUAGCAGUGGACAGCUGUCCCUUCCCGAGUCUAGAGUGUUGGUUAGGGAGGAUUCGAUAUGUUCUCAGCGUUUGCCACCAUCGCCAAUCCAGCAGGAGUCCUGGGUGGGAGAGGUGCGUGAUACCUCUGUACAGAACUCGGUAAAUCAUUUGGGUGGUGUUGGCGGUGAAGGCCGUCCAGAGUCGACGAAGGCGGAAUCCCUGCCUGGUCUUGAGAGGCAGUGCUCGCCAAGUGUUACUGAAACGGCAGCACUAGGUUCCCAGCCUACAGCUGUAAUGGAGUGUGUGGAUGCAGGGAAACAGGGUGAUCCUGCAGGAAUUGCAGGGUCCGGUGCGUGCCAUUUGAUAUCUACGCCGGGCGGCCAGCUGCCAGCCGAUGAUCUUUCGCAGCUGAGAUCUCGCUCCUUCACAGAACGGCAGCAGAGAACGCAGCUGGAGUCCCAGCAGCAGUCAGAAAAUUCAUCCCAGGUGCAUGCUGAAGCUCAGGGAGCUUUGCUCCCGCGUCCUCAGCAGCAGCCGUUCUUACCAAGGUCGGACUGCGAGGCAGAUGAGAAGUUGCUGGCACAACAGGAUGGUGGAAAUUUGCCCACACAAGCAGAUACUGGCUGGAAAACCAUGGUGCCGAAUCUAGUCUGUUCAGAGCAGUGUGAUCCGCUGAUGGAUUUGCCCCCGCCGCUGUCAUCAGAAGAACCGCCACAGCCACUGAAGUCAACUCUACGGCAGUCGUCUUGUUUCAAAACUGCUUUGCAGGACAAACAUGCACAGACAGGCGUGAAGCCAGAAAACCAGCCUGGAGAGCCGAGGGGUCUGCCGAUGCUGCCUCUUCCCGUCCGCGUGAAGCAGGAACCUCCAUCACCCGAUGCAUUACAGCCAGUAGACACACCUGUAAUUCCACCCCCUGUACAGCUUCCUCCUGCUUCCCUGUCAGAGAUCAGUGAAGAGCAUUCGCAUCUGAUCAGCCGGGGUGUAGAAGAUGGACAGGAGCCGGCAGAUGUGACACUGACAGAACCCCCCAUGAACUCGCUACAGAGCGAGAAAGUGCCGCUCAAGGCAGCCAUUCCACCCCUUGUACAGUCUUCGAUGCCCCUUCCGUGCCAGCAACCUCAAACGUCACAGCAGCAGAAACAACUUCAACCCCCGCCUCUCACCAUUCACCAAACCACACCGAUGACGCACACAUCGUCUCCUCCCUUUGCAGCCCAAUCACCUCUUUAUCCAUCACCACCACCUUCCUCCCAGGUAUUCUCUCAAUCCUUUUCCUUGCCCCAAGCUCGACAAGAGAACAACAUCCAACUGGUCACUCAGCAGACUGUUCCAAGGACAUCUGUUGUUGAUGCACCGGUUGUACCGACCCCUGACCAAAAGGAGACAAACAUGAACAUGCAUCUUGUUCAAACCAACCCUCUUGGAUCGCCACUCCCACAAUUUGAUUCGUAUGCUUCUCCACCGUUCUCUCAGCCAAUGCGGGUGGUAAAGUCUGAAAGAGCUUUUGCAGGUGAAACUCCAGUGAAGGUGGAGAAGAACGUGAAGGUCGAAAAAUUGGCGGAGCUGGAAAAACACGUGAAGCAAGAGAUUGUGGUGAAAUCAGAGGUGGUUGAUGUGAAGAUUGAGAAGGAGAUUGUCACAGUUAAGACGGAGCCAGCGAUGAAGAAGCGGCAGGCAGCGCCUUCAGGGGCCCUCCACAGGUCCAAGAUGCCGAAAACUGAAGUGAAGCCGUCGGUGUCAGUUCCGGCACUCUCUUCACCGGUCUCCACAUCGUCUGUUGGGGAUGUCGGAGUAGUCCCACUGAUAAGCUCCCCAAGGCCCGGCACAGUCGCGUCACCCUCACUUUCUUCAACUGCAAUGGGCAAUUCAUUUCAUUGCUCAUCGCCCGCCUACGCAACACAUAGCUGGGGGACUCUGGGAUGGGGAGGGACAAACAUCAGGACUAUGGGCUCGUCGGUCUUAGCCUGCAACCGAGCAGGGAGGGUUGGCCAAGGAAUGCCCGGUGAGCCAGGAAUAUGUGUUCAAUCGCCAGAGGGCCCUUCAGCACCUUUGCAAGGCCAGCAGUCAGUGGAGGUGCAGACUGAAUCGGAUGACCUUGGACCUGUUAAGGCAAAAUUUGCUAAGUUGGUCCAGUUCAUUAAUAAGCAUAUUCCAAAGAAACCGGUUAAGAAGGAGGAAGUGCGAAAGACCGGACCGGCUCAGCCCUCAUGGCAACUCUUGCAGUUUGCACUGGCAGAUAACAUAGAGGAAGGGAAGGAGCUGCUAGCAAGCCAGAAAGGUCUGGUGGGUUUUGGAGGGAGCAUAAAUGCUCCAAGGACAAGGACUCUUCGUUUUCAAGCUCAACACAUGCUGCAUGCUGUUCGACUAACCUUCGGCUGCUCUCCAAACAAGGAGACUGUUGACGCCGUCCUUGUCAUGGAGGAUCGCGAUCCGUUGAGCGGUUAUGUAGAUCGUGUACAUUUUGAUCUGCGAACAUUCCGCUCUCCAUUUGCGGCUGAUAUAUUUGCAACUCAGUACACUGCGCUGAUGCUAAAGGACAACUACAUCCUGCUGGAGGAUGUUAUUCGGACGCAAGCAACACCGGGGAUUGCCGGCACUCAGGCAGGAUUUCAAGCGGGCACGGGAGCAUCAAGUGCGGGGCUGUCUAACAGUUCGAUGGGAAUCGCCAUCGGGGCCAUGCGGGUCCAAGGAAAUCCUCUUGCUUCUGCUGCAGGAGUGAUUGCCAACGGGCACGUGCAACCUGGAAUGGGGGUCUUGCCGGCUUCUCUCGCGUCAGCUCAGCGCAUGCCUCCCCCUGGCACGCCUCGGCAGCUCAUCCAUGCGCAUGUGGGCAUGCCGACUGUGGGUACAAUAGGCAAGUUAGCUCAAUCAGAUGCUGUACAGCAGCAGCAGCAGCAGCAGCAGCAGCAGCAGCAGCAGCAGCAUUUACUGCAGCAACAGCAACAGCAAUACGCACAGCAUCUCAAGAUGCAGAACCAUAUUCAGCGUGCGCAGGUGCUCCCUGCACAGGCCUAUAGCUCAUCGAUACAGCUCGGAUCGCCGUACGCAGCUGCCGUUCAAGGCGGCGCGCAGCUCGCAGCGAGCCAGAUGUUGACUGGUCAUGCAGGCCAGCCGCAGAUGCCACAGCUUUCUUCACUGCAACAUUUUCAGCAGCUGCAGCAGCAGCAGCAGCAGCAGCAACAGCAGCAAGGCAAGCCAUAUGAACCUGCCCAACAGCAGCUUAUGCUGCGUAGGAGGGCGGUUGGUUCCGGGGCUGGCGGUUUGGCCAAUGUGGCGCAGGUUUCCAAUCUAUCAGGGUAUGCUGGUGUUGCGACGGGCAUCAGUGGUGUUGGUAUCCCUGUGUCGAGCAGCGGGAACAUGGGAGGGAUUGCAACCAUUGGCGGCAUGACCACUAUGAAUGGGAUGGGAUCGGUGGGCGUAAUCCCUGGGAUGAGUGGUAUGACCGCCAUGACUGGGGCCAACGGUGUGCCCGUGCUUGCCGGAGGUUUGACACCGAUGACUGGGAUUCCGACUCUGGGCACUGCAGUACAAGGGACCGCAACGUCGCCAGUCGGAGUUGCAACGGUCAUGAGACAAGCCUCAGGGACCACAACAGCGACACAAGCUUCGUCAUCCAAGCGGGGAUCGGCUCAGUCUCGGUCAAGAGGGUCCCCCAACAGCGGACUCGGCUCUCCACCUUUAUCAGGUGACAGCUCAGCUCCAACGCGAUCCGCUCCAGGAGGCGGCGGCGGAAGUCCUGGAGUGAUCAUGUCACAGCCGAUUGGCAGCACAGCUGCGUCGAGUUUGACGGUGAGUAGAGCGAAUACUGUAGGUUCGCGUGUGGCUGCCAAGGGUAUCCCUGGUCAGCCGGGAAUGACGGUCCAGGGAACCGUUCCCGGCUCUGUUGCUGCUGGGUAUGCUUACGCAAUACCACAAAUGGGCACGCUGAUGGGUACGGCGGUGGUCCAGCAGCACCCAUCCGUUGCACCUGGAACACCGACACCGUAUCAAGGCGUGCCUGUCAGAAGCCGAAGUGGACGACAGACAGCAGCAGCACAUACGCCACCUGCAACCUGACCAGAGGCAGGCAGUUUCACUCUGUCAUUCCUAGAGUGCAGCUUAUGCGAUUUGUGUCAACGAAGUCCAGCUUAAUGGGAUAGAGAGUUUUUAGCACAAUCAGGCCCAUCAUUUGUACAGUAUGUUGAAUACAGGAGUCAUUGUUUUCUCUUCACAUGCCUCUGGGGGCAUAAUUGCUUAUUUUUUAUUUUAUAUGAUUGGAAGUUAUUCCCUCGAAGCGGGGUGCUGUCAUUACGAUGUUAGGAUGGUAUCGUGCCUUUUGGCAGUGGAUACCAUAGUGGUCAUAGGUCUGGUGCUAGCAGUCAAAUAAGAUUUUGUAGGUUUGAUAUUUAUUAGAGAAGAUUUUUUUCCCCCCCUCCCUGUUGGCAAUAAAAAAAUCGUUGCUCU